Molecule: messenger RNA, 2328 nt
Organism: Prunus armeniaca (apricot)
Lineage: Eukaryota; Viridiplantae; Streptophyta; Magnoliopsida; Rosales; Rosaceae
Source: the annotation of a GenBank genome assembly
AUGCAGAAUAGUGGGAUUGUUUCCAAUUCCAAGAAUAAUUUGAGAGUGACAACGCCUCAGCAGUCUCUUCGGCGACUGGGAUUGUGCUCCCAAAUAGCUACUGCUACUGGGGGCCAGCACUCCUCCCCAAUUGUCUUCCCUGAGAAACAGAAACGGCACAAGAUCAAGGCAGCUUCCAAGACUCCACCUACCCCUACCCCUGCUGAUGAUCCCAACAUAGUUAAGGCCUUAGACCACAGGAUUGACAUUCCGGCUUCUGCUGCUGGAGAUGAGAAGUCUGAUUUGUUGGGUUAUGCUGUCUUUUCCGGGAAAUUAGUUUUGGACAAAAGCAAAACCAGCAGUAUAAACAUUACUUCUACUGAUGCACAACAACAACAAACCUCCUCCUCCUCUAAUGAUAUUACCAACCAGGAAGCUGUUGAUGCUAAGCUUACCAGCAAGGCUUUAAUUUGGGGUUCUCACAUGCUGCAUCUUGACGAUGUUAUCUCAGUUUCAUACAAUGUUGGUCUCAGACAUUUCACCGUGCAUUCUUACCCCUUGAAAAAAGGUUCCUGUGGCCUUUCUUGUUUUAUGAAACCUCGAAGAAGCCGGAAGGACUUUCGAUUCUUGGCUUCUAGCAUAGAAGAGGCAGUUCAGUGGGUUGGCGGGUUUGCAGAUCAGCAGUGUUAUGUGAAUUGCUUGCCUCAUCCGUUGCUAUCUUCUAAGAAGCAGGCUUCUUCAGAAUUACUUCCAAUUGAUACUCCUCCUGAAUUAAUUUUCAAAUGCAAGAGUCCCCCAAAAAUGCUUGUCAUAUUAAAUCCACGAUCUGGACGUGGCCGUUCAAGUAAGGUUUUUCAUGCUGUCGUUGAACCUAUAUUUAAGCUUGCAGGUUUCAAACUGGAGGUAGUCAAAACAACAUCUGCAGGUCAUGCUAGGAAACUUGCCUCUAGUGUUGACAUCAGCACUUGUCCUGAUGGAAUCAUUUGUGUUGGGGGCGACGGAAUUAUUAAUGAGGUUCUAAAUGGUUUACUUAGUAGAGACAACCAAAAAGAAGGAAUUUCCAUACCAAUUGGAAUUGUACCCGCUGGUUCUGAUAAUUCAUUAGUUUGGACUGUUCUUGGAGUUAGAGAUCCAGUUUCUGCUGCAAUAGCCAUUGUCAAGGGGGGUCUUACUGCUACAGAUGUUUUUGCUGUUGAGUGGAUUCAGACUGGUGUCAUUCACUUUGGGAUGACAGUCUCAUAUUAUGGUUUUGUGAGUGAUGUGUUGGAGCUCUCUGAGAAAUAUCAAAAGCGCUUUGGUCCUCUGCGUUAUUUUGUUGCUGGCUUUCUCAAAUUCUUAUGCCUACCAAAGUACAGCUAUGAAGUUGAGUAUCUUCCAGCAUUAAACGAGGAUCUGGAAGGAAAACUCUCAGCUGAAAGGGAAGUAGUUGACAUGUCAGAACUUUACACAGACAUUAUGAGGAGAUCAAACACAGAUGGGAUUCCACGAGCCUCGAGUUUAUCUAGUAUUGACUCCAUUAUGACUCCUACUCGAAUGUCUGGAGACUUGGAUGCAACCUGCAGUGGCAAUCAUGCUACCAUUGAACCAUCUGAGUACGUUCGUGGCCUAGAUCCUAAAUCAAAACGACUUUCAAUGGGAAGGAACAAUAUAACUGCAGAGCCAGAAGUUAUUCAUCCACAGCUACCUCUGUCAACAACUCCAAAUUGGCCAAGGACCCGCUCUAAGUCGAGGACAGAUAAAGGAUGGACUGGAUUGACAGCCACACAUGAUGCCUCCAGAUCUUCUUGGGGCAAUGCUGGAACAAAUGAUAGAGAGGAUAUAUCAUCUACUCUGUCCGAUCCAGGUCCAAUUUGGGAUGCUGAACCCAAGUGGGAUACCGAACCUAAUUGGGUUGUGGAAAAUCCUAUUGAAUUGCCAGGGCCAUCAGAUGAUGUGGAAGCAGGAAGAAAGGAAGUUGUUCCUAGGUAUGAAGAUAAAUGGGUUGUUACAAAGGGUCAGUUUCUUGGUAUUCUGGUUUGCAAUCAUGCUUGCAGAACUGUUCAGAGUUCCCAAGUAGUGGCACCAAAAGCUGAGCAUGAUGACAACACCUUGGAUAUGCUCCUAGUUCAUGGAAGUGGGCGGUUAAGGCUAUUGAGGUUUUUCAUGUUGCUGCAGAUGGGUAGACACCUUUCACUGCCAUAUGUGGAAAAUGUCAAGGUGAAGUCAGUGAAGAUUAAGGCAUCAGGAAAGCACGGCCAUAAUGGUUGUGGUAUUGAUGGAGAGCUUUUUCCACUUAAUGGGCAAGUGAUUUCUUCUUUGCUUCCAGAACAAUGCAGACUUAUCGGUCGCUCCCUUAGCCAUCAAGUCUAA